AUUGCGGCCGAUACUCUGUUUUUUUUUUUAAAAAUUUUCCGUUUCGACAUUUUUUAACGUUUUAUUUUUUUUCGUCGUUGUGUCUCAACAACCCUCGAGGGCUUCUACACAGACGCCAUUCGUGUCGUCGUCGUCGUUUGCCGGUCCCUAUCGCUUGGCGCUGACGGGACAUUUUUUCCACCCCAUAUCUGUGGUACCUAGACAUGUGACAUGAAGGUCACAAUUGUAAUCAAAACAAUUGUACUGAUGACCCUCGUGGUCGACGAGAUCUCCAGAGCUUACGCCAAACACCGCGAAGGAAAAUACAAAGGAACCCACUGGUGGGGAAUUGCAAAAGCUGGCGAACCUAAUAAUUUGGCUCCUAUGACUCCUGGUUUGAUGCUUAUGGACACGUCAUCGUUGACAUUACUGCGCAAUAAACAGAGGAGGAUGAUUCGUGAACAUCCAGGUGUAUUACAAGCAAUCAGCAGAGGCGUCAACAUGGCACUGCAAGAGUGUCAGCACCAGUUCCGAAAUAGGCGUUGGAACUGUUCAACUAAAAACUUCUUAACUGGCAAAAACUUAUUUGGGAAAAUUGUGGACAGAGGUUUCAGGGAGACGGCGUUCAUCUACGCGAUCACCAGCGCGGGCGUGACGCACGCGGUGUCCAGGGCGUGCGCGGAGGGCGUGAUCGAGACAUGUACGUGUGACACUACACACCAGCGGCGUGGACCGUAUAUUCAAAACUCGGUGCCGGGCGUCAAGGACUGGGAGUGGGGUGGUUGUUCGGACAACAUAGACUUUGGGUACAAGUUUGCCAGGAUGUUCGUGGACACUGGCGAGCGGGGCCGCAGCCUUCGGGAGAAGAUGAACCUGCACAACAACGAAGCCGGCCGUAUGCACGUACAAUCGGAGAUGAAACAGGAGUGUAAGUGUCACGGCAUGUCGGGCUCGUGCACCGUGAAGACGUGCUGGAUGAGAUUGCCCAUAUUCCGUUCGAUCGGUGACAACCUUAAGGACCGGUUCGACGGCGCGUCCAGGGUGAUGGUCGGUAACGCGGGCGGUCUGCGCCGGUUGCGGAGCAAGGACAACGCGCAGAACAAGCACUACGAACAGCAACAGCAACAGGAUCAGCAGCAACAGCCGCUGCUCGAACAGCAGCAACAGCAGCAGCAACAGAACGGCGGUGGAGACGGAGGCGGCGGCGGCGGCAGAAGGCGCGGCGGCGGUCGGAACAGGUACAACUUCCAGUUGAAGCCGUACAACCCGGACCUGAAGGCGCCUGGCACCAAGGACCUGGUGUACUUGGAACCGUCUCCUGGAUUCUGCGAUCCGAACCCGCGCCUGGGCAUACUAGGCACACACGGUCGUGCCUGCAAUGAAUCGUCCAUCGGCGUGGACGGGUGUGACUUGAUGUGUUGCGGUCGCGGCUACAAGACUCACCAAGCCCUGGUUUCCGAACGGUGCAACUGCACUUUCCUGUGGUGCUGCGAGGUCAAAUGCAGCGUGUGCCAGUACCGGAAGACGAUCAACACGUGCCUGUAGACCGCUCGCCGCACGCGCGAAUGCACCCACGUGGACCAGCUGACGGCGCACGUAUGACAUCAUUCCAUACAUCCAUCAUUCCUAACGCACAUGUACAAACGUUGCAUGUCCGAUUUACGGCAUUUCCGUAUAGCGUGCGCGCGUAUAUAAUAAAUGUAAAUCAUGAUAACCAUAUGAUUUCUGUUCUAUAACCAUUUUUACAUUAUCAAUUUUAUUUUUUAUUUAUAAUAUUAUUAUAACGCGCGCGAUCUAUGAAAACGAACAUUCGGCACACGGCACAGUUCGCAAUAUCUCAGCAGCGGCCAAAAGUCCGUUCGCUCCGUUGCCGUUUUUUGAAUCGUAUAUAGUUAUUAUAAUGGCGUGUGUGCGAGACGGACGAACGACAUACGAAGCGCAUUUCGUUUCAUAGAUUUUUUUUUUUUUUUUUAUUAUUUUUAAUAAUACUUCUACUUUCUAUUUUCAUUAUAUCGUUUUUUUUUUUUUUUAUAAAAAUAUUAUGACACCGUCAAAGCCCAGAAUUCUAACCGUUAUUUUACACGUAUUUUUGAAUGUACGUCCUGUUUACCAAACGUCGUUAAAUUUUUUUUUUAAAUUAAACUCUAUGCAUAGAAAACAGAAAAU
Messenger RNA from Melanaphis sacchari, 2145 nucleotides. RefSeq names its product protein Wnt-1 (gene wg). Gene Ontology annotation, cellular component: extracellular region. The record is from RefSeq and is a predicted model, not a curated record. Gene Ontology annotation, molecular function: frizzled binding; cytokine activity. Gene Ontology annotation, biological process: multicellular organism development; cell fate commitment; neuron differentiation. Bases 211 to 1524 code for a protein of 437 amino acids. NCBI's taxonomy places the organism in Eukaryota, Metazoa, Arthropoda, Insecta, Hemiptera, Aphididae. The transcript has 4 exons.